This is a messenger RNA of Saccoglossus kowalevskii, 1326 nucleotides long. RefSeq lists its product as uncharacterized. Lineage: Eukaryota; Metazoa; Hemichordata; Enteropneusta; Harrimaniidae. The record is from RefSeq and is a predicted model, not a curated record.
AUGUCAGCGAUUACAACAGACAGUUCUACAACAAUAAGAGUGUAUUCAAGCCCCUCCGAGCAAUUGACUUCCAGUGUGGGAACUGAUGCGACCAUAGCGCACUCUACUCCACUGCCUGGGCCGGAAGGAGAUUACCCGGCAGAUCAAGAUAUAACAGACGAUUUGAAAGAUCUGAAAUGGAUUUUUCCUGUUCAAAUUAAAAUUGAAAAUAGAAAUCUGAGCUGUUAUAAUGACUCGUAUCAAUUCGGAGAAGAAUUUAUAAACGAGAUGACGCCAUAUUAUGAUACAGAAGAACUUCCGGGAUUCAAAGAAAUAAAUAUCACUGAUUUAAGGAACGGUUCUAUAGAAGUUGACUAUAUAGCCAUCUAUUACGAACAUGAAUUACAAACUCACGGAAAUGAUUCCGGCGUGGAAAUUGAUGCAGAAUAUGUACAUAACAACAGUUUAGCCAUAUAUUAUGAAAGCAACACUACACUCUAUGCGCUUGACGAGAACUACACAGUGUACGGUGAUGAAUACAGAGGAUCGUAUAACAUUUGCGUAGUAAUACCGGUAACAUGUGAUGAAAACUUUAAAUGUACUAAUGAAACGGGGGACGUUAUCUGCUCUUCAAAGUGUACAUAUGGUUAUUGCGGUGAUGGGUACUGUGUACAUGAAGAAGAUAUCACGUGCUGGUGUCCUGCAGACCCCGAGUCUGACAUGUGGUAUCGUGGUGAACGUUGUCAAUAUUCGAUGAGUCACUCCAGUCUCAUUCUGAUAUUCUGGCUCGUACUCGCCUUCAUUUUGAUCUGUUUUAUUGUUAUGAUCCCGUGCGUAACCAAGGUAGCGAAAAGCAGUUUCCGAAAAGACGCAGAAAAGGCCAAGAACUCUAAAAAUCGGCGGGAAACAUCUGACGAGAAUAACGCGCUCGAUAUGGUGAUAAUAAAUCCACGAUACGAUAGCAAUCACGUGAAGACUGACGAUGAAUCAACGGACGUGGCUGAAAAUCACAAAACGGACGCUUCGGAAAUACGAUUCACUACGGAUAUCCCUACUUACGACCGAAAUGAACCGCGUUAUAACGGAAAUGACGUAAUCACAAAUCCGAGUGCCCUGAUGAUGAAUUCGGAAUUAAACCAAUUGGAGGAAGACCCACAAAGUCCACUGUAUUCACCAACCAUGCCCGUGUUGGCAUACGAAGCAAAAAACAUGGUUGACGCAAGAAACUUUAAAAGACUUAGCGCUUUACAAAAUGAUAAGGAUGCUAGGUGGUCUGGUCACUAUAGCGACAUCGACGAUUAUAACGUAAACAACUUUAAAAUGAUGAUACCAGAUGCUGACUACUGA